AUGAGCUUGAAAGAAGUAUUCGAACAACAUCCAUGGAGGUCUUUUAAGAAGUUCAAUGAAGCUGCAAAGAGUUGGGGAUUUACUAACAGAGCUGAAGUGAAAAGGUUCUUUGACAAAAAUGUUGUACAUCAAACAAAAAUAAAUCCUUACGACUACUUUUUACCAAUUUACUCCAACACUCCUGACGCAUACCAAUUUGACACUCUCAUUCAAAGCAGAAAAGGAGGACAUAAACCAUUCCUCAUCUUCAUUAAUGUUAACACUCGCAAAGCUUUUGCGUAUAUAAUGAGAAAUAAAGGAACUCAUGAAGUGUUAAGAGUUUUACAAAAGUUUGUAGCAGAACAUAGCCCAAGUAUUUUAACAUCAGACCAAGACGGUGCAUACCUCAGCAACGAAAUCACAGAAUUUCUCAUUAAGCAUAACAUAACUCACUACACUACUGAAGACCAUAACCAUAACAUACUCGGUAUCAUUAACCGCUUCAUAAGGACUCUCAGAGAUUUAAAUCAAGAGCGAGACUUUACCGAAGAAACAAUGAAACAUUUCAUCGAAGUUUACAAUUCCUCAACACAUUCUACAACAGGACAUACACCAAAUUCAAUGACACAACAACAAGAAGAAAAGUAUAUACAAAAGAAACGAAGUCAAACACAAAAUAUCAGAAAUUCAACACAAUUUACUCUCAUUCCUGGAACAAAAGUUCGUGUAGUUCUUGACGACAAACCGUUGACAAAGAAACGUUUAAGGUUAAGUCGAAAUUAUUAUAUCGUAGACUCUACGCAAGGUAAUGGAUAUCUUAUAAAAGCUGCUGACGACUCCAUAGCAUUUUACC
Molecule: messenger RNA, 832 nt
Organism: Trichomonas vaginalis G3
Lineage: Eukaryota; Parabasalia; Trichomonadida; Trichomonadidae
Product: integrase core domain containing protein family
Exons: 1
Biological process (GO): DNA integration
Molecular function (GO): nucleic acid binding
Source: RefSeq, a predicted model, not a curated record